AUGGCUUUCGAUCGAGCAAAAUCGUUAUACCGGUCAUGCCCUCUACAGAUCAUCGUAGUAGGCCUAGUCGCCUUCUGCGAACCCGGGAUCUGGACCGCCCUCAACAAUCUCGGAGCAGGAGGCAACGCUAGUCCUUUGCUCAACAACGCAGCAAAUGCAUUGACAUAUGGACUAAUGUCAGUGGGCUGUUUCCUUGCUGGUGGAGUCACCAACAAGAUAACAGCGAAAUGGACCUUAUUCAUCGGAGCUGCAUUUUACACUCCUUAUGCCGCCGGUCUAUACUGCAACAACCGCUAUGGCAACGAGUGGUUCCUUUUACUUGGGGCGGCUCUCUGUGGAAUUGGAGCGUCUCUUCUAUGGGCCAGUGAGGCUGCCAUUGCAGUUGGAUACCCAGAGGAGGAGAAAAGGGGCCGAUAUGUUGGAAUCUGGAUGGGUAUCCGGCAGAUGGGACCACUCGUUGGUGGUGCGAUAUCCCUCGCCCUCAAUGUCAAUACUGCACAUGUCGGAAAGGUUACCUACACAACAUACCUAGGACUUGUUGCCAUUUCGUCCCUCGGUGCUCCAUUUGCAUUGCUGUUAUCGCAGCCAAAGGAUGUUAUUAGAAGUGAUCACACUAAGAUCCCUUACAUGAAGAAAACGACGUUCGGUAUUGAGUUUCGCGCCAUCUGGAGGCAACUGAAGAAUAAGUACAUGCUGUUGCUUAUCCCGGUUUUUCUGGCUGGGCAAUUUGGUACAACUUACCAAGGGAAUUAUCUGACCUCAUAUUUCACCGUCCGCCCCAGAGCGCUUGCAUCUUUCCUGACAGCCGUGGUCGGAGCCUCAGCCAAUAUAUUGACCGGUAUAGCUCUCGACAUUAAUCAUCUUCCCAGAGAAACAAGGUCCAAAGGUGUAUACAUCUUCGUGCUCGUCUUCAUCACAGCAGCAUGGAUUUGGAAUGCCAUCACACAAGUGAAACUAUCCCGCAUGACUGAAGCACCCGCCUUCGACCUAGGCGAUGGUCCCUUCUUCAACUCAGCUUUCGCCGUAUACCUAUUCUUUAAGUUCUUCUAUGAGAUGCUCCAGACUUACAUCUAUUGGCUGAUGGCCGACAUCAAAGGAGCACAAGGUGAUGGCGAUAUCGCGAGAACAACUGGCAUCCUGAGAUCGUGGGAGUCCAUUGGUGGCACCAUUGCCUACGCUGUGGGCGCUACCCACUGGCCUAAUCUGAACCAGAUGGUAUUGGGUUUUUCGUUGUGGGCUUUCACAAUUCCGUUUACGAUUCUUGCUGUCUUUGGUCAUUGGAAUCAGAAUGAGACUGAGACGCAUGAGGAGCAGUCGAAUAUUAGCAGCCUCGAGGCACAAAAUGUUGUUAUCAAUUCUGAAGGCAAGGUGUGA
Messenger RNA from Penicillium antarcticum, 1374 nucleotides. RefSeq lists its product as uncharacterized. The transcript is spliced from 4 exons. Bases 1 to 1374 code for a protein of 457 amino acids. The record is from RefSeq and is a predicted model, not a curated record. NCBI's taxonomy places the organism in Eukaryota, Fungi, Ascomycota, Eurotiomycetes, Eurotiales, Aspergillaceae.